CUGCCAGGUAGGUACAUCCUACACCUUCUUCUUCCAUCAGAACCAAACGCAAGAGAAGAAAAUCAAAUCUCUUCAAAAUCCCCGCUCAAGCUUCGUAAUCGCAAGCAACAUUUUUUUCAUCUUUCUUCACUAAUCAAUUCCAUAUUCAAUUGGAUUUUUUUUUUUUCGAAUGUCCUCUCCACGUUGUACAAAACUUAAGCUUGAAGCUCAAAAUCAUCUAUCCAACUAUGAUUCAAAAAGGUCCCCACUAAAUCACCAUUCCCCAACAAACAAGGUAAGUAAGCAAGGUAAGCAAGGUACCUAA
This is a messenger RNA of Periconia digitata, 304 nucleotides long. Lineage: Eukaryota; Fungi; Ascomycota; Dothideomycetes; Pleosporales; Periconiaceae. The record is from the annotation of a GenBank genome assembly.